Conger conger (European conger) is the source of this 2665-nucleotide messenger RNA. RefSeq names its product E3 ubiquitin-protein ligase RLIM-like. Lineage: Eukaryota; Metazoa; Chordata; Actinopteri; Anguilliformes; Congridae. Bases 236 to 1984 code for a protein of 582 amino acids. The record is from RefSeq and is a predicted model, not a curated record. Gene Ontology annotation, cellular component: cytoplasm; nucleoplasm. Gene Ontology annotation, molecular function: ubiquitin protein ligase activity. Gene Ontology annotation, biological process: protein ubiquitination; ubiquitin-dependent protein catabolic process; random inactivation of X chromosome. The transcript has 4 exons.
GUAUGCUUCGUCACCCCAAGUUCCGGAGUAGGCACAACCCACAGCCACAGUUCUGUGGCUAAUGGUUAGCUGUGGCGAUCGCUCUUGGAAAUCGUUUGGUCUAGCUAGCUAAAUACACGUUUAGCGAUGUCUAGAUAAGGAAGUGGGCUCUUAACUAAGCUCUAACAUAAAUAGUGGAAAACGUCUAAAAACAACCACGGGUUGACACAGUUGGGCUAUACUUCCCUGCGUGGCGAUGGAGAACUCUGAGGGAUCAGAGCAGGGUGGCAGCGAGCACUCGCAUGGCCAGCGUCGGCAACAAAUAAGUCGACUACAGCGAGAGGAAGCCUUCUACCAGUUCGUCAACAACCUCAGCGAGGAGGACUACCGGCUGAUGCGUGACAACAACCUCUUCGGAACUCCUGGUGAGAUAUCUGAAGAAGAGCUGCUGAGUCGUCUGCGGCAGGUCAAAGAGAUGAGCACCGAGUCCAGAAAUACAGAGAGUGCUGGACAAGGACAAGAACAAGCGGAUGGCUCAAACGGAGACUCCAUUUUGGGUUUGCUGAACUCGGUGAGGCGGACAGGAAGCACGACCAGAAGCGGUCAUCAGGGGAGCCAGUCGUGGAGGGCGGUGAGCAGGACGAACCUCAGCAGCGGAGACUUCCGCUUCAGCCUGGAGAUCAACGUCAGCCGCAACGCGUCCGGCCAGCCGGCGCGGGCCGAGGACGGGGAGCGGCCGGGAGAGGGUCCGGAGGAGCCGGCACGGCCGCUGACCGGGGCGGAGCGCGACAGGCGUGCUCCGCUCAGGGAAAUGCUGGCGGAGACCUCAGCAGAGGAGGAAGUGGCCGUCGUGGUGGUGCCCGAGCCAGAGCCCCUGCGACCGGAAACCCCACCUGUAAUCAGCCCCAUUCGCCUGGAGGUCCAAAACCUGGUGCCUCCCGGCGGCCCCUCCAGGGGAACGCGACGCAGGGGUCCCAGGACUGGCAGGAGCCGCAGCCCGGAGCAGAGCAGGACUCGGCCUCGCCCCGAGAGGAGCCGGUCCCCGUUCCGUUGGGCCAUCCCGCCGCAAGAGGAGGGCAGCUCCAGGACCCGGCAGAGCGUGCUCCUGAGGCAGAGCGGCGCGGACCGGGAGGCCCCGCCGGACCGGGCCGGAGCGGGGCAGCCGGAGCAGGGACCAGGAGCGGGUGAGCGGCAGCCUCCCACCAUCAUGCUGGAUCUGCAAGUGCGGCAAGUCAGACCCGGGGAGCCCCCGGAGGGAGCGGCCAGCCGGACCCACUCGCCCUCCCGGCCUCCUGGCGAAGCCGUGCAGUACGAGAGCGAGCGCUCCGGGUUCCAGCGGACCUUUUCGCGCUCGGAGCGCGCCGGGAUCCGCACCUACAUCAGCACCAUCCGCAUCCCCGUGCGCCGCCUGGCCGACUCGGGCCUGAGCGAGGCCACGUCCUCCGCCCUGCAGACGGUCAUCCGCCAGAUCAUGACCGGCUUCGGGGAGCUCAGCUCGCUCACGGACUCGGAUUCCUCCGACUCCUCCGAUUCCGGACCAGAACCGGCCGGCCGGCCUGCCCCGGAGGCGCCCCGCGGUUCAGCCGCCGUCGACGGCGUCCCCGCCUCCCGGAGCCCGAACCCGGGCGGCCCGCAGACGGAGGAGAGGGGCUGGGGAGCCGCGGAGGACUCCAGGGAGGGCGGGGCGGAGCCGGGCACCCUGCCCUUCCUCCGGCUGGCGCACUUCUUCCUGCUGAACGACGAAGACGAGGACCAGCCGCACGGCCUGACCAAGGAGCAGAUUGACAACCUCUCCACCCGCAGCUUCCGUUUCGGGGAGAACGCCGGCCUGCAGACCUGCAGCGUGUGCAUCACCGACUACGCCGAGGGACACAAACUGCGUCAGCUGCCCUGCUCCCACGAGUACCACGUCCACUGCAUCGACCGCUGGCUCUCCGAGAACUCCACCUGCCCCAUCUGCCGCCAUGCAGUACUGGCGUCCGCCAACAGAGGGAGUGCGGUGUAGGCAGUGCGGGCCUGCACUGUACAUACACCCCGAUUUGGCAUCUGAUUUGGACAACGAGCAUGUCUUUCUUUUAUUUCUGUGCCCUCUGGCAGGAAUAAGUGGGUAACUUUGCCUCAUAUCUCACAAGAAACUCACAAGUGCACACUCAGCCAGUUGAGGGGAGUGCAAUGAUGCAGUGAUGCAUGUUUUUAUGUGUAAAUAAUUCAAAUAACACUACAACAAAGAGAAGCUUUUUCAACAGCAGCAUUAUUGUAACCUGUUCCACACCUCUGCCAAGUCUCAAUAAUCUCAUGGCACUUACCCAAAUCAUCAUCCACUCUACGAGUAUUAGAGUUCUGGAGCUUACCUGGUCCUUGUCCACUUUAUCUGACUAUUAGAGUUCUCCAGCUUACCUGGUCGUCUGUUUUACCUGAGUAUUAGAGUUCAUCAACAACUUGGAUACGUGUAUGAAUUAAGAGAGUUUAAAUGUCCUACCCCUUGAACAUUUGUGUAAAUACUAUAGGACGUUUAUGGACAAAACAGAAUGCUCUACCCUUAGACUAUGUUCCAUUUACCUGAAGUGUUUAAAUGCUUGUUAAGAAAGAAAUGAAGAAUAAUCCAGUUAUAUUCUUACUUAUCAAUAUUGAUAAAUAGGAAUUGAGAAGUCUUGCAAAAAAUAAAUUAAAGUAAUACUUUAUUUAA